GCUGCAGCUGCUCCGGGAGCAUCCAGAGCCCGAGGCGGAGGAGAGCGGGGCUCAGCACUUCGCCCUCUGCCUGCCCUUUGGGGAGGAGAUAACUUUAAAUUAUGUUCAUUGACUGGUCAUGGUAAUUGAAACAUAUGAUGCUUGAUGAAGAAUGAACCUAUAGAAGCAUGACAGAGGCAUUGUGGAGUCCAGAAGAGCAUUUUACAAACCCAAAGUUACAUCAGACUCUAAGGUGUGACUGCUGGGCCCAUGCUCCAUGGGAGACAGGCACGGCACUGGAGAUGUCAGGAUUCUUCAAGGUAAAUGUCCCACAGCAGAGCGAUGGAUGGUGCAAUGAAGGUAAAAGAAGUAGAAGAAACUAUAGAAGAGAUGUUAAUAAGGCUGGAUGAGUUCUGUGGCGUGACUGAUGUGAUUAGAAGCGAUACAUCCCAGAUCCUGGACGAGACCAUUCCGCUCAUUAAAGCCAAGGUGGUAGAAAUGAACAACAUCUAUGCCAAAGUUGAUAAAUUAGAGGCAUUUGUUAAAAUGGUUGGACGCCAUGUCUCUUUUCUAGAAGAACAAGUGCUUCAAGCGGAGGGGAACCACAGCACUGUGUCUCAUGCUGUUCGCAAACUACUUCAGUCUGCAGCUAUACCGUCUUUUAAAAAUAAGCAUACUCCAUCAGCACAGCAUACAUAUGACCUGCCUAAACUCUACAGAACUGAAGAUUAUUUUCCUAGGAACUAUGCAGGUACAAAGUAUCAAAGCCACUAGUAGCUGACUUCAUCUUAUAAGCAGCUUUUUAGGGAAAUGUUGCUUGAAAUGUUUUCAUGUCUGACUUUUGUUUUUAUGAUUCAUGUUUUUUCAAAUAAAAACUUGAGAAUUCUGCUUAGCGGUAAAUGUAUAGCAGUGAUGGGGAAAGAGUGGCCUACGGGUUUAUUAUAUAUGCAUUUAGCUCCCUUAUUUUAAGGGAAGCCUAAAUAGUAUGGAUGGGGAAGAAAUGUAAAUAUAGUUCAGAAUAGAUUUGUUCACGUUUUAUGCUAUUGCUGGGAAAAAAAAUAUAAACUCAUGUUGUUUACAGUGACAUUUUAGAAACCAAUUUGUUUACAUGUUUGAUCAGAAGGUUGCAGAUUGCUGUAUGUGUAUAGCAUAUUAAAACUAUUUCAUCUUAUGUGAUUUUCCUCCCACAUUUGAUAUGUUACUUUAUAGGUAUUUACCAGUCUUUUAGUAAUAUUUCAUACCAAAAGCCUCCCACUGUUUUGAAUUUACAAGAUAAACCUCUAAAAUCAAUGUGGUCCAAUUUUGGAAAUUCAGUAAGUUACACAUGGCUGAGACUUUCAUUGAAAAUUGGAUCAGCUUCAAAAGCUGUUGUAUAAUGUAACUUGAAUGGUGUAAAUAAAUUUCUGCAAGGCUACUAUGGACCCUUUGAUGUGAAGUUUUAUAAUGAAGCUUUGACUUAGCCAGGGCCAAAAGUUUAUCACCUUUUCCCCAACAUAAGUCUACAGAAACAAAAUAUAAGCAGUUGGCUAGGAAGAGUAUUUGUGACUGGUGUAUGCUAGAAGAGGUGGUCAGAAAUUUAGGCUAGCCAGGUAUAUGGAAAGUUACACCAUUGCAGAAAUGGGGAAGUGAGAUGGGGGAGGAAAGGGAAUGUAUCAA
Chelonoidis abingdonii (Abingdon island giant tortoise) is the source of this 1635-nucleotide messenger RNA. It is a transcript of the gene BCAS4, whose product is annotated as breast carcinoma amplified sequence 4. The record is from RefSeq and is a predicted model, not a curated record. Gene Ontology annotation, cellular component: BLOC-1 complex. NCBI's taxonomy places the organism in Eukaryota, Metazoa, Chordata, Testudines, Testudinidae.